GGAGCAAACUUUAAACAGACAUCCCCACUAAGCUCUCAGGCUCCCAGCUAAGGAAACUGUUUUCCCUUUUCACUUCUAAGUUUUUCAGAGGCACUAGGAUCCCACCAGCGAAGCAGGCAAACCCUUGAGUGACCCACAAGCCUAUUAAGCUCUGGAGGAUCACCCUGCUGACUGUAACCUGUAUCCAGGCAGGGAUCUCACUUGCUUCAUUACUUUCAUGCUGUUGGGUCACUGAGCUGAUCAGGAAAAACUGUGUGAGAAAGUUUGGUGCCAAGCCAAAAGAGUAAGGUAAAUAAUCAGCUCAGUCGUGGAGCAGAGACUUUGUUACUGCCUAAAAAAGGAACUGCCGGUGAGAAUUAAAAAAAAAAGAAAGAAAAAAAAAAUAGGCUGGUAUACGGAAGCACGUUUUUAUCACACCAUGUCCUAAGGCGACACUUUUGCUGACUAUCACACUGACUAACACACGCAGGGAGUAAAACUAUAGAAUCGGAAUUUUCAUUGUUCUGGAUUAAGCCGACACUUUUCCUAGAUAUCUGAGUUAGUUCUAAAUGGAUGACUUAAUUUUUUGCGGGAUUAUCUUUUUUGCAGGAAAGAGGAAAGGUUUUUCGAAAUAAUUUUUUUGUGACUUUUUUAUUUUCUUCAUUUUAAACUGACAGGUGCUCUUUUUACAACAACAUCUGUCUGGUUGGCUUCACAUGUCAAAACUUUUGCUUUUUUUUUUUAAUCACUUUUUUAUUUAUUUUUUUCCACUUUCCCAGUCGGAUUUUAAACAGUGUCUUCAGUGGAUAUAAUCAAAUUAUCAUAUUUUUAUUUCCAAACUGGAGAGAGAAAAGAAACAGAGGAUUAGAAAAGAGUUGUCUUUUCAUGGGAUUAUGAGGGAUCUACCACUUGAUUAUCUGCCACCAAUGUUGCCAAAACAAGCUCAGAGCUUUCUUGUGAAGGGUGCAGUUAUCAUGCUCUGUAGUUGUUGAGUCUGACUUUGAACUUGCAAAUUUGGACUACUGUUAGUGUUAUUGCUUAACCCCCCUCCCCAUUCAUCCAAAUGAUCCUCUUGGUGCUACUCAUCAGAAUCCUAACUUCUAGCCUGGACUUCCAGCUUAAUGGAGUACAAGCAGAAUCCAAUUUGAGCAGCAAGUUUAAUUUGGGAAGUGCCAAGGAACAAAAUGCUUUCCACCUGGCCAGUGAAAACAGAAACAGCUCAAGGAAAACAGUGGGAGUACAAGAUUCCCAGCAUGAGAAGAUUGUUUUGGCUUCUUUCAAUGGAAGUAUACACAGCCCCAAGUUCCCACAUGCUUAUCCACGGAGCACAGUGUUGGUAUGGAGAUUAAUAUCAAUGGAGGAAAAUGUACGCAUACAACUGACCUUUGAUGAGAAAUUUGGGCUUGAGGACCCAGAAGAUGAAAUAUGCAAGUAUGAUUUUGUGGAGAUAGAAGACCCCAGUGAUGGCACAAUACUCGGACGCUGGUGUGGUUCCAACACAGUGCCAAGCAAGCAAAUAUCAAAAGGAAAUCAGAUCAGGGUACGAUUUGUAUCUGAUGAAUAUUUCCCUUCUGAGCCAGGAUUUUGCAUCCAUUAUACUCUUCUCACCCCGCAACAAGCAGAACCUACUGCUCUUCCUCCUUCAGCACUGCCCUUAGAUUUACUAAGUGAAACUGUUGCUCGUUUGGGGACUGUGGAAGAAGUAAUAAAAUAUCUAGAACCAGACAGGUGGCAGUUGGACAUAGAAGAUCUGUUUAGACCCAGACCAUCAUGGCAGUUACUCGGAAAAUCAUAUAUCCAUGGUAGAAAAUCAAGAGUUGCAGAUUUGAGUCUUCUCAAUGAAGAAGUGAAAUUGUAUAGCUGCACACCAAGAAACUAUUCUGUGUCCUUGAGAGAAGAGCUAAAGAGAACUGAUGUCAUUUUCUGGCCAAGUUGUCUGCUGGUGAAGCGUUGUGGAGGAAAUUGUGCAUGCUGCACUCAUUAUUGUAAUGACUGCCAAUGCAUUGCCACAAAAUCCACCAAGAAGUAUCAUGAGGUUCUUCAGCUUAAACAAAGGAGUGGAAUGAGAGGAUUGCAAAAAUCUUUGACAGAUGUGCUAUUGGAACACCAUGAAGAGUGUGCAUGUUUGUGCUCAGGGAAUACAGAAGGAUAAUUUUAUGAUUGGAUGACUUGAUUUAAAAGAGCACAUACAAUUAUUUGCUUUUCCUUUUUGGGAAGGCAUUAUUUUACACUGUAAACAAGGAAGUCUGUUUUUGACUGCCAGCCAUGCAGAUGUACAGCAUCGUGAUAUCAGGAUCGGAAGAAACACUACAUUGUUAAACAUGGAUAUGUGUUUUCCCUUAAAGUUGUGUUGGUUUCAAGUCGCGAUACCACGUAUUUGAAAGAACUUUAGUCAGUUUGUAUUUCUGACUGACCCUUGAUGUUGUUGUAUACGGAUGAAGCCAUGUGUUAGUACAGAACACUCUUAAUUCAAUAUUGGAAUGGUGUACUGGAUGGAUUUUGUUGACUACUGCUACGUCCUUGACUAUAACAACAUGGCAGGAUUUCGAGUCUGCUCUUGGUGUCAUCUACGAUAUCCAAAUUAAAACUCUUGGUUAUAUAAAUGUAUCUAUGGUCUUAUUUGGUCUGAGUAGCCACGUAAUAUCACUCUUAUUAAGUAAAAGUGUAGUUUUCAUUUUGAAGAGUCGUGCAACGUUCUGUUUGCUUGUACAAUGUUUUCGGACCAAUAUGUUAACUAAUUACAACAUAUAUAUAUAUACAUACAGUGGCCUUAAUCCAACUAAUAGUCUGUUUACUAUGUUUUUUUUUCUUUUGAGUUACUUUUGUACAUUUUAUAUACCAUUUGACAUAAUAUCUAUUUGCAUUUCUUAUUGUGUUAAAUAUAUCUCUUUUUACAUAGUGUAUUUAAUGUACUGUCUUUUUUAAGAUUAGACAAACUGUUUGUGUAGUUCUUUAUUAUUAUAUCUUGUGUUGUAAAACCCAGUUGGCUAAUGAUGAAAAUGCAAGAGGUAGUUAUUUGUAUAUGGUGCUAAACAGUGAAGUAAUCUGGGUUUUGUUUUGUUGUGUUUUUAAAUCUGAAGAGUAAAACUAGCAGGAAGAAAAUAAAUAUAUUGGUACCAAGCUGCUACAUGCAAUACUCUUAAAUUUGUGCUAUUAAGUUAAUUUUGGGUGUCUGAAGAAGAAUGUAACAUCAUUUAAAAAAACAUAAAUAAAUCUGAUUUGAUCUAGUGCUCAAUGUUCCCCUAUUAUCUCUCAAUCAUAGAAUGAGCAGUUUCAGUGUAAUAUUAGUUAUUAACUCUAAUGUACCUACAAAAUUGUGUUUUUGCUUGUAUUAUGGGUCAUAUCAUGCAUUAAUUGAAGAAAACAUUUGUAAAUAUAUUAUUCACAUCUGAAGAAAAAUGUCCUAUGUGAUCGUUUAUUUACCUAUUCAAGUCAGCCAUGCCCAUAGCUUUUCAUCAUAUUAAUGUCCCUGCAGAUUUGGCAAAAAUUUCAUAGGAUCCCUUAUGAAUACAGAAAGAUUAAAACAAUAUGAUACAGAAUGAUACAUAGAAAAUAUCAGAUGUUAAAACCCCUUUUUCUAUCUUUUGCAGGGAAAUAAAAAAUAAUGAACUUGGACUCUAGGUCAAUUUUCAAUAUAUUUAUUUUCCCUAAAUACAGGUUAGCCUGGCAGGUAAGCCUAUUCAAUUGACUCAGCAAUGUAGUCAAAUAAUGUAAAUUAAUUUCACUUACUGAGAUUGAUGUUCAGUGAUCAUUUCAGAAAGGUAGUUAAAAAAGCACUUUGUAUAAUAGUGCUCACCACUAAUUGGUUGUCCAAUCAACCAAUUAGUGGUGAGCACUAUUAUACAAAGUGCUUUUUUUUAUUAUUUUUAUUUAUUUUUUCCUGGAAGGUUGCAAAUCACCCCAGAUCCAUUAUUCAACAUAUAUAAUCAGAAGCAGUAGUAUACCAGGAUACCUACUUGUAUCAACAAUCAUUCUUUAAUGUCAGAAUAGCAUAGAACAAGGCAAUGUUUCAGCCAAGUAUCUGGCCUUUAUUCAGUCUUUGACAAAGGACUUGAUUGAAACAUUUUCUUUUUCUAUAUUUUUGUGACAUUAAAUAAGGAUUGCUGAUACAAGAAGAUGUACUGGAUGACUACAUUUUCUCAAUGAGCAUUUAUAAACAAUACACACUGGAUGUCAUCAGCAAGGACUUCAUAAAAACAUAAUGGAAGAAUCAGCCAUGCUAGUUUAGAAAGUCCAUGCUAUAUCAUAGGAUAUAUAAUCUUGUGGAAUUAAGCUAGUGGUCCAAAUACUUUAAUAAGGGGCAGCCAAGGGAACAAUGACCAUAACAUUACACCUGCCUGAUCAUUUUUAAUAUGGUUAGGAUUGCACGAUCUAUAUAAUAAAGACAGGUGCUUCUAAAGGUUUUUCUAUCAUAUAAAAUACCCUUAUAUAUUGAGUAAAAAAAACUCCCACCAAGAAAUUACGUCACCUUUGUAAUACACUAAUUUUAAGAUGAUACAGUUGGAUAUACAAAAAUAGAAUACAUUUUGAAUAAUUGUAAAUACAUUAUGUUAUCAAUGACUUUAUUUUUCAUCUAUGGCAAUCUAUAGUGUGGUUGUAUUAAGGUUUAUUGAGUCCUUUUUUAGCUCCUCCAGAUUAUUACUUGGACGUUUUCUCUCAUUCUAGAAUAAUUUAGCCUGCACUCUAGAUGUUUUACAUCAGCAGCAAUUUGACAAGUAAUUGUUCAUGAACCUUUUUUUAUAUAUUUGGCCGUGUGUAUCGUAUUCUUUGAUAAAUGAAUCCUAAAUGUUUGUGGAUAUUUCCACGGAUUAAUAGAUAAUACAAACAAUGAAAAUGUAUACAUUGCCGUUACUACUUUUUUUUUAUUCAGCAAAUAAAAGCAUUUCUCCAUCCAA
Molecule: messenger RNA, 4874 nt
Organism: Pelobates fuscus (common spadefoot toad)
Lineage: Eukaryota; Metazoa; Chordata; Amphibia; Anura; Pelobatidae
Gene: PDGFC
Product: platelet derived growth factor C
Exons: 7
Coding region: 1043-2131 (362 amino acids)
Biological process (GO): positive regulation of protein autophosphorylation; positive regulation of cell population proliferation; positive regulation of cell migration
Cellular component (GO): membrane
Molecular function (GO): platelet-derived growth factor receptor binding; growth factor activity
Source: RefSeq, a predicted model, not a curated record